Molecule: messenger RNA, 879 nt
Organism: Daktulosphaira vitifoliae (grape phylloxera)
Lineage: Eukaryota; Metazoa; Arthropoda; Insecta; Hemiptera; Phylloxeridae
Gene: UbcE2M
Product: NEDD8-conjugating enzyme Ubc12
Exons: 4
Coding region: 195-740 (181 amino acids)
Source: RefSeq, a predicted model, not a curated record
UUGAGAUUAGAGAACCUCCGACUUAGUUAUUUAACAAACUCAAAGAAAUAACUCUAAGUGAUGUUAUUAAUCUAGUUAAUGAAUGCAUAUUUAAAUAUAUUACGUUGUAUAUGGUAUCUUGUUAACUUCGAGUUCUUAAUUCGAAACUAAUUAAUUAGAUUCACUAGGUAACCUAUUUAAUUAUAAAAUUAAAUAUGAUAAAAUUAUACUCUUUAAAGCAACAUAAAAAAGAUGGAGAAUCUCCAAAAUCGGGUAGCCAAAAAAAAGCUUCUGCUGCUCAUCUGAGAAUUACUAAAGAUUUGAAUGAACUUACUUUACCAAAAACAUGUACAACGGAAUUUCCUGAUCCAGAUGAUUUAUUGAAUUUUAAGUUGACUAUUUGUCCAGAUGAGGGAUCAUAUAAAGGUGGAAAAUUCAACUUCAGUUUUAAAGUCGGUGUAAAUUAUCCACACGAACCUCCUAAAGUAAAAUGUGAAACUACAGUUUAUCACCCUAAUAUAGAUCUCGAUGGCAAUGUGUGUCUUAAUAUACUUCGUGAAGAUUGGAAACCAGUAUUGACUAUUAAUAGUGUGAUUUAUGGCUUGCAAUACUUGUUUCUGGAACCUAAUCCAGAAGAUCCACUAAAUAAAGAAGCUGCUGAUGUUUUACAAAAUAAUAAAAGACUAUUUGAUAUGAAUGUUCAGAAAGCAAUGCGUGGUGGGGUAAUAGGCAAUACUUAUUUUGAAAAAUGUUUAAAAUAACAGUCUACAAAGAAAAUUAAGUUCAUGCUCAAACAAUGUGGCAGUUAUGUUUUUGCAAAUAGAAAUUUGAUUGAUUCGUACAAAUGUUGUGGUGUGAAAUAUAAAAUUAUAUUAAAUACAUCAUUUUAAUUUUGCUCUA